Plasmodium gonderi is the source of this 1857-nucleotide messenger RNA. RefSeq names its product endomembrane protein 70. The transcript has 7 exons. The record is from RefSeq and is a predicted model, not a curated record. Bases 1 to 1857 code for a protein of 618 amino acids. NCBI's taxonomy places the organism in Eukaryota, Apicomplexa, Aconoidasida, Haemosporida, Plasmodiidae. Gene Ontology annotation, biological process: protein localization to membrane. Gene Ontology annotation, cellular component: membrane.
AUGAUUUACAAGUUGUUUUUAUUCCCCCUUUUUGUCUUCUCCAUCCAUUUCGUUAAACAUGUGGAAUCCUACUUACCCGGGAUGAAUCCAACGACAUACAAGAAAGGGGACAAGGUUACAAUUAGUGUGAAAAAUUUAUCGAGCAGAAGAGCUGUGACGAGCCUAAACUAUUUCACAUUUCCACUAUGCGCAUCGGAUAAUGAAAACAUAAAGGAAGAAAAAGCACCAAAUAUUUUUAAAAUUUUAUCAGGAGACAAUCUACACAACACAUCAAUAGAAACGACAUUUCUUAAGGACACGAACUGUGCCUUUUAUUGCAAAAUAUUUAUUGAUGACAAUGCUUAUGAUAAAUUAAAACAUUUAAUACUAUACAACUACAAUAUGGUUUAUUCAGUAGACAAUUUGGACAUUUUUCGAAAGGAUCCACGUAGAGAGGGUUCUUAUUACACGGGAAUUCCAAUCGGAUACAUUCAUGAGAAAAAUUACCUACUUUACACCUACUACCAAAUCACCAUUUUAUACAACAACAAUGGGGGACAUUCAGACAAAAAUUAUAUUGUCGGUUUUGAAGUGGAACCCAAGAGCGUGGACUUUGGAAAGGACGAGCGAUGUGAAGAGAACGAAACGAAAAUGCUGAUGAAGAGAAAUAAAUAUGUUACAUUCAAGUACGACAUAAAAUAUGUGGUGAGUGACAACUCAUUUCAGCACAGGUCAGAACAUUACUACAGAAAUUUGAACGAUCAGAGUAUGAUUCAUUGGUUUUCUAUAAUCAACAGUAUAAUAUUGUUCAUCAUUUUGUGUUUUUUUAUAAGUACCAUUUUGAUAAAGGCCUUACAUAAAGAUAUAUAUAAAUAUAAUCGGAUAAAUGCAAAUAUAUUUGAAACAGAUGAUGUGGAUGAUCGUGGAUGGAAAUUGGUCCAUGGAGAUGUAUUUCGAAAGCCUCGAAAUUCAACAUUUUUUUCUGCCUUUGUUGGUGUAGGGAUACAAAUUAUUUUUAUGAUUUUAGUUUGCGUUUUAAUAUUAUUAAUUGGAGUAUAUAAAUAUAAACAAAGAUAUAGAUACAUACAAGUGAUGUUUUUCAUAUGGAUUUUUAUAAGUAGCAUUUCAGGAUAUGCUUCUUCUAGAUUAUAUAAAUUAUUUAAAAGUAAACAUGUUAAGUUGACUAUAUUUAGAACAUCACUUAUAUACCCUUUUAUAUUGUUCUUAAUUUUUUUCCUCAUAAAUCUUGUCUUACAUUAUGAGAAUUCCAAUACAGCUAUUCCCUUUUCUUCCCUAACAUUUGUCUGCAUUCUAUGGUUUGGCAUUUCGGUUCCUUUGAUUUGCCUCGGCUCUUACAUUGGAAAUAAGAAAAGUCCCAUCGAAUUGCCUGUACGUGUUAAUAACAUUCCUCGACAUAUUCCCAAGCAGCCCCCACUCAAUAACUUUGCCCUCUCCUCGCUCCUCGUCGGAUUGAUUCUCUUCGCGACUAUGUACACAGAACUGUUUUUUCUCUUUACAUCUCUCUGGAAGAGCAACAUGUACUACUUAUUUGGAUUUUUAUUUUUGGUGAUUUUUCUCCUUGGACUUCUCAGCGCACAGUUGUCCAUAGCCCUGACAUACUAUACCCUCUCCUGUGAGGACUACAACUGGUGGUGGAAAUCCUUUGUCGCCCCCGGAUCAUCAGGAUUAUUUUUCUUCCUCUACUCUAUUUAUUACUUCUUUGUCAAACUUAGCAUUUCUAGUUUUGCUGAAACUUUUAUUUACUUUGCAUAUUCAUUCAUCAUGUCUUACACAUGCUUUAUAUACACGGGAACGGCUGGAUUCUUGGCCUCCUUCGUUUUUCUGAAGAAGAUUUAUUCAUCCAUAAAGGUUGACUAA